CCUAACUUAAACUACUUACAUAUCUAUCGUCACUCGUCACCGCAGCCAUGACAGAAAAGAAAGACAGCCUCGAGAUUAGCCAACUUCCACCGGUGGCGGUACCGGGACCGGACCUCUCGCACGAUGUACAGGACGACAAGCCAGAACUUCACCCGGACUCCAUCGAUCCGGCCACCUCCGGUAGACGGGUCCUUCUUCGACACCAGCGUGUGCUGCUCGCACCUGUGACCCCAGCCCCAACUACGAUUACUGCGACUCAGUCGAGCGAGGAGAAGAGCCAGGUGAAUGGACGCUCAACCGCGGGAAGCAGGAUGUCGUUGAAGAUGGAGCGCGUGAAGGACGCAUGGGCUGAUCUCAAGCGCAGAGUCACUCCACAACAGUACCCGCGAGCCUGGCUCUUGUUUUUAGCCAUCAUUACCAUCGCGGCUGGUGCUAUCAUCGUGGUUCUGCGUGUAGCUGGUUGGUGCGGUAUCGCCAUGGAGGCGGUACACCACUUGGAGUUGGCGAACGAAGCGACGGCCGUUUAUAUGACCGAGUCACCUGCGCCCCCGAAUCUGGUGGUUGGUGGAGGGGUUUCUGUCACGGGUAGAGGCACGGGGGGCGAUCUGUUGAGUCUUAAGCCUACGGGAUUCAAUGCGGAGAUGAUGGUGGGAGCUGCGGCUCCAGGGACAGGCGGACGAGAUGUCGUAUCGGAUCUUCCUGCAGGUUCAACUCCUACUCACGAACUCACAGCGAAGACCGCGUUGGCGAGGGACCGCACGGUCUAUAUCACUGUCACAGCCCCUCCUGAGUCGACUUCUACUACAUCGACUACUCCUGGCUCCCCUUCUACCUCGAGCGAGGGUACGGGUACAAGCGCAAGUUCGAUUCUAAGCCACGGCACAGCUCCGACAAUCUCUAUGACUACGGCGCCCAGCUCCGCAUCAGCAACAACGACUACUACGUCUACUAGCACGGAGGAGCCCGAUAUCUAUUGCCCCCAUUCCGAGCGCCCUCUAGUCUGGACGCCCUGCGUCGAUCACCCGACUUCGGAUGCGUCCCACGGAGUGGCGAGUCCCUUUUUGAGUGUAUGCCAUGUCCUAGUAGCUCUGUGGAAGACGGCUACGAGCUAUGGAAGCAAUAAAUAA
Daldinia vernicosa is the source of this 1127-nucleotide messenger RNA. RefSeq lists its product as uncharacterized. The transcript is spliced from 4 exons. Bases 48 to 1127 code for a protein of 359 amino acids. The record is from RefSeq and is a predicted model, not a curated record. NCBI's taxonomy places the organism in Eukaryota, Fungi, Ascomycota, Sordariomycetes, Xylariales, Hypoxylaceae.